Molecule: messenger RNA, 4168 nt
Organism: Octopus bimaculoides (California two-spot octopus)
Lineage: Eukaryota; Metazoa; Mollusca; Cephalopoda; Octopoda; Octopodidae
Product: organic anion transporter 3
Biological process (GO): transmembrane transport
Cellular component (GO): membrane
Molecular function (GO): transmembrane transporter activity
Source: RefSeq, a predicted model, not a curated record
AGCUUACCAAACAUAAUGUUAUGUCUCUCUUUUGUUAUCUUAUCUCUUAUUUUGUAUAUUUCUAGCUUCUUGGAGGAAUCUAUUCGAUGGUUGUUCGCUAAUUCUAAAAUAAAGAAAGCUAAAAGAGUUAUGAGAACGGCAGCUAAACAAAACAAAGUUGACUUCGAACGUAUCUGGAGCAUAGCUUUGAAAGAAAAGUCACUACAUGAAGUAUCCGGUCAUGUGAAUGAGAGCUUUUGUGAUAGCCGAGGUAGCGAUCCCAAAGUUCAGACUGAUGAUACAACAGUUAAACACACAGGAGCCAGCGUUGAGAAAGAAGUUACAGAGCCCGAGCCCUCGUUGACAUCAAACGAGAAGGAAGAAUCAAAGUUUGUCCUGAUGAUGGUCAUUUUUAAAUCAACCUACCUAAGGAAAGUUACUCUAGCCAUUUGCUUUUGCUGGUUCUUUGAGAUGACAGCGUUCUCCAGUAUUUACUUCAUGUCCGAAUCUUUGGGAGGAAAUGUGUAUUUCAACUUUCUCAUGAUGAGUGUAGCUGAACUAGUCGCUUCUCUGUUAUAUGUGUUGAUAGUAAAAAGAUUUGGACAUAAAAUAUCGAUGUUCUCCGCAAAAGCCUUCACAACAGUAUUAUUACUAUCAGCAGGUUUCCUGAAAUUAUUUGCAGAGGAUACCCAAAGAAAUGAUAAUAUUUUCGUAGCUUUAUAUAUAGCAUCAAUGUUUGGACUUGGCGGCAGCAUAAGUGGAAAUUAUAUUUAUACACCUGAGCUUUAUCCAACACAAUUACGAGGUAUCGGAUUUGGUAUGUCUGUGAUUCUCUCAAGAACUGGAAGUACCAUAGCCCCGUAUUUCAAGCUAUUAGCUGUACACGUUCCUUGGGCUUCCGGUAUUAUCUUGGGAACUGGAUGUGCAAUUGCUGCCCUACUGGUUUUGUUUGUUCUACCAGAAACGAAGAACCAUAUUUUACCACAGACCGUUGAAGAUCUAAAUAAAAUGAGGGCUGAAGAAAAAGAAAAGAAAAUGAAAAUAAAAACAAUAUCAUAGUGGAAGAAGAAAAAAAAGGUUUCAAUCACGUUUUUACUCAUGAGGAUCUGGAUUUAUUCUUGGGUUAAAGAUUUCUUAUCUAGGUACAGCGCCAGUUAUUUGGAGACGAAUUUUGAAUCAAUCAAAGGAAUCUUAGCAAUAGACUGAUAUUUUGUCUCAUCGUUCUCAGAAAUAGGAAAAACAACAUUGAUCUCGAUAGGUUUUGAACUCAGAACGCAAAGCACUAAAAAGAAAAAAAGUACUGCAUGGGAUCUAUGCCUGAGGCUGUAAAGAAUCUACUAAUCCACCAUCUUUCUUCCGUAAGUAAUCGUUUUAAACUUAAAGACAUAAUUUGAAAAUUGGGGGCAUGAAUUAGCCAAUUAAAUCUAUACCUGUACUUUACUAGUACAUUAUUUUAUCGACUUUGGUAAAGCAAAGUUAACGUAGGUAGUAUUAACUCAAAUCGUAAACACAACAAAUAAAUAGUCCAAUGCAUUUGUUUCAAAUUAUUGCACAAGAGCAAUGGUAUUUAGAAGUUGAUUACAGUGACCUCAGUACUUGGCUGGUACUUGAUUUUAUCGACCCCAAAAGGACGAAAGGCAAAGUUGACCUCGGUGGGAUUUGAAGUCGGGACAUAAAGAGAUAGGACGAGUGCCUAGAGGCACUUUGUCCAACGCACUAACGAUUCUGCCAGCUGGCUACCUUACCUUUAUUCUAUAAAUGUUAAAAAUUUUGGCACAAGGCCAGUACUGGUACUUUAUUAUAUUUAAACUCAGAUUGUAAAGAGCUGGAAGAAAUUUUGCUCAGCAUUUUGUUCGGCGCUGUAAUGAUUUUGCCAUCUCGUCGCUUUAUCCUUCUAUAUAUACAAUGAUUUUAAAUUCUGGUACAAGGCCACCAAUUUCGAAGGGGGUGGGGAGCGGGGAUAUGUCGAGUAUAUUGAUCUCAGUGAUCAACUGGUACUUAUUUCAUCGUUCCCAAAAGGAUGAAGGCAAAGUUGACCUCUGCAGUAUUUGAACUCAGAAUUGCCGCAAAGUAUUUUGUCCGGCACGGUAAUGAUUCUGUCAACUCACCGCUUUUUGUUCUAUAAAUAAUCCUUUCUACUAAAGGCACAAGGCCUGACAUUUUUUUUGGUGGGGGGGAUAUAAGUCGGUUACAUCGACCCCAAUGCGUAAGUGGUACUUAUUUCAUCGACUCCGAAAGGAAGGCAAAGUCGACCUCGGCGGAAUUUGAACUCAGGACGUAAAGACAGACGAAAUACUGCAAAGCAUUUUGUCAGGUGUACUCGUCGCCUUUUAUUCUAAAAAUAAUAAAAACGCCUCUGCGUCUUGUGUUAAUUAAACUUUUAUCUGUGCAAAGCGUUUUAAUACAUCUGUGUUAAUCAUCCAUAAUUAUUUGCAAACUUUCAGUCAGCCCUUGUUUCAUGUUGUUGUUGUUGCUGGCACUCCGUCGUUUACGACGUCGAGGGUUCCAGUUGAUCCGAUCAACGGAACAGCCUGCUCGUGAAAUUAACGUGCAAGUGGCCGAGCACUCCACAGACACGUGUACCCUUAACGUAGUUCUCGGGGAUAUUCAGCGUGACAGUGUAACAAGGCUGACCCUUUGAAUUACAGGCACAACAGAAACAGGAAGUAAGAGUGAGAGAAAGUUGUGGUGAAAGAGUACAGCAGGGUUCGCCACCAUCCCCUGCCGGAGCCUCGUGGAGCUUUAGGUGUUUUCGCUCAAUAAACACUCACAACGCCCGGUCUGGGAAUCGAAACCGCGGUCCUAUGACAGCGAGUCGGCUGCCCUAACCACUGGGCCAUUGCACCUCCGCCCUUGUUUCAUAUCCUGAGUAAUAUAAAACUUUUCUUUCAUAAGUUCGUAGUUACAUUGGUUAUUAAAAAAAUGGGUAUGUUUAUCAUAUAUGAUACACGGGUGCCAGGGAAAUAUGCCCAGUGCAUCACACGAUACAUAGGACAGGCAAAGGGUUAGUGGUAACGAGGGAGGAAACUGGCAAUAUCGAUUGAACAAAAGUCAAUGUACUCUGCAGUAUUAAGUUACGUCAUUAUAUGAUUUAAGUUCAAAUCUCAUCAUGGUUGAUCUUGCCUUUUUAUCAUCCUCUAUUGAAGAAGAUAAAACAAAGUACCAGCCAAGUUAAUAUAAACUAUUAUGCAAUUUCAAAUCCCAUCCACAUUCGUGACCUUGUUCCGUCCAUGCUUGCAACCCUUAUGAUCAAAAUGGUGGGACAUGGAGUUAUCAGAAAUAGUAGAGCAGGAAACUAAAGGCAUAUUUCAUUACACCCGUUUAUGUUUAAGAUCAAAUCUCGCUUUUUAUCUCCCUUGUAUAAACGAAAAGUAGGGUAAUGUACAGAAGUCAUAUUAAUCGACAGUUUGCUCUAUCACACAAAUCUAUUGUCGUCUGUCAAUGAUUAAAAUAAAUACAGUAAUACCUCACUUUAAGAGGACACGCUUUACGUGACUCUGGGUUCAAGAGUUUUAUUUUUCAAACAUAAGUAAACGAACUGCAAAAGUUUCUGCUACCACAACAAACGCUUCUACGUGUUACCGAGAAGUUUAUAAAAUGCUUCUUCUAAGGAAAUAACUCUCUAAGUCCGUCUACGAUUGCUUGUGAAUCAGCGAUUGCAUCUACAAGUGAUGGUGUGCAAGAGUUUAGUGCGUGUGUAAGUGAUUCAGAAAACGAUAAUAAUAAUAAUAAUAAUAAUAAUAAUAAUAAUAAUAAUAAUAAUAAUAACAAUAAUAAUAACAAUAAUAACAUUUUUUAUCAUAAAUGAUCUUAACAUUCAUUGUUCUUAACAUGAAAUAUUCUUUACAUUUUACUAUUGUUUUAUUGCCAUCCAUUUACGAAUAUUAUAAAUUUUAUAGACAAAAUAUUUUUCUGGGACGAAUUAGGAUUUAUAACAUUGCUACUAUGGGAAAUUAUUGCUCUGUUUUACGAGCUUUCGCUUUACGAGCGAUCUCAUGGGAACAUUAACUCGUAUACCAAGGCAUUAGUGUAUGGUUAUCAUUGGUGCUACUAUCCAGAAGAGUUUCCUUUGAAUUAUAACAUUUCCAUCACAUCUUGGUUUAAAUCUUCACAGUAUUUUAAUGUAUUUGUUUUCACAUUAUUGUCACAAAAUAUUAAUGUUAUUCAGAAUAAAUCGAAUUACAACAAA